Molecule: messenger RNA, 3017 nt
Organism: Dipodomys spectabilis (banner-tailed kangaroo rat)
Lineage: Eukaryota; Metazoa; Chordata; Mammalia; Rodentia; Heteromyidae
Gene: Iffo2
Product: intermediate filament family orphan 2
Exons: 9
Coding region: 1-1548 (515 amino acids)
Source: RefSeq, a predicted model, not a curated record
AUGGUGAACUCGCUGCUGUUCGGGGAGAUGGCCUUGGCCUUCGGCUGCCCGCCGGGCGGCGGCGGCGGGGGCUGCCCGGGCGGCGGCGGCGGGGGCGGCGGCGGCGGCGGGGCCGGGCCGGGGCCGUCGCCGGUCACCGCGGCGCUGCGGGACGACCUAGGCUCCAACAUCCACCUCCUGAAGGGGCUCAACGUGCGCUUCCGCUGCUUCCUGGCCAAGGUGCACGAGCUGGAGCGGCGCAACCGGCUGCUGGAGAAGCAGCUGGAGCAGCAGCAGAGCGAGCGCGAGCGGCGGCUGCGCUACAAGACCUUCUCCCGGGAGCAGGCCGUGCAGACCGGGCCCGAGCUGCUGCGGCCGCCCGCGGCCGGCGGCGGCGGCGCGGCGCUGGGCGCCAACGCCAACACCGUGGCCCUGGGCGGCCUGCCCCCCGGCGGCGGCUCGCACCCGCAGCACUACGGCCGCCUGCCCGGGACCAUCUGGAGCUACACGCAGGUGCGGCGCACGGGCGGCGGCGGCGUGGAGACGGUGCAGGGCCCCGGCGUGUCGUGGGUGCACCCCGACGGCGUGGGCGUGCAGAUCGACACCAUCACCCCCGAGAUCCGCGCGCUCUACAACGUGCUGGCCAAGGUGAAGCGGGAGCGCGACGAGUACAAACGGAGGUGGGAGGAGGAGCUUGCCAAGCGUAUGAACCUUCAGACCAUGGUGGAUACACUGCAGGAGGCAGCACAGGAAGCCGAGGCCAUCCAGGAGGAGAUGAAUGAGAAGAUCGAGCGGCUCAAGGCUGAACUAGUGGUGUUCAAGGGGCUCAUGAGUGACCCCAUGACAGACCUGGAUACAAAGAUCCAAGAAAAGGCCAUGAAGGUGGACAUGGACAUCUGCCGCCGAAUCGAUAUUACGGCCAAGCUGUGCGAUGUCGCACAGCAGCGGAACUCGGAAGACGUGUCCAAGAUCUUCCAGGUGGUCCCCAAAAAGAAAGAACGCAAAGUGGCUUCGGACGAUGACAUCUCUGAGCAGGACGGGGAGGUGAACCGGUUCUCUGACGAUGAGGUCGGCUCCAUGAACAUCACAGAUGAGAUGAAACGCAUGUUUAACCAGCUGCGGGAAACCUUUGAUUUUGAUGAUGACUGUGACAGCCUGACGUGGGAAGAGAAUGAAGACACACUUCUGCUCUGGGAAGACUUCACCAACUGUAACCCGACCAUUGACCUGCAGGGCGAGCAAGAGGAAAACCUGGGCAACCUGAUCCACGAGACUGAGUCCUUCUUCAAGACGAGAGACAAGGAGUAUCAGGAAACCAUAGGGCAGAUUGAGCUGGAGCUGGCCACAGCCAAGAGUGACAUGAACCGGCACCUGCACGAGUACAUGGAGAUGUGCAGCAUGAAGAGAGGCCUAGAUGUGCAGAUGGAGACCUGCCGCCGGCUUAUCAAAGGCUCUGCGGACAGGAAUUCACCGUCGCCUAGCUCUGUGGCCAGCAGUGACUCAGGAAGUACAGAUGAGAUCCAAGAUGAGCUGGAGCGGGAGGCAGAUGUGGAGCCCAUGGUCAGCUGAUGACGGAGGUCCCACACACCUGGUGACGGGCCAUGAGGGCUCCUGGGAGUGGGCUCCAGCCUUCACCACACAGACUGUCCACUGUCCUCCCUCCUCUGGAGGCCCCAAGGGACCGCUGCUUCCUUCCUCCUUCACCUUUCACCACCCACCUCCCAUCAGAGCCCCUUCUCCGUCCACUCACCCACCCACGGAAUGGUGCUGUCAAUUUAUAUUGUUCUCCACAUUACAAAUGCAGACUUCUGUGCGACGAUGCCUGUCACUGUGCCUUCUCCCUUAAGCUGAGCCACUUUGAGCUCCAAAGAAUUAUUCCUAGCAGGUGUUUUUAUACAAAAUUCUAAGUGAGGGUGGGGCCUGGGGGCGUGGCAUCAUAUGGUUUUCUACCCUCCCACCUGCUCCUCUGAUUGGCCAUGAGCUUUGCCCUCCCUUUCUCUGACUGGCUCUGGAGAUGCCCUGCCUUCCUUAGGAAGGAACUGUUUGCUUGCAGACCUGGAUAGGGGCAUCUCCGAUGUUUUUUCACUCACUGAAGAGAGGAAGGUGGUAGGAGGGGAGGGAAGACCAAUUUUUCUUUUCUUUUUUGGAUCUAGUGGCGAAGUAGAGGGACAAGGCACCGUGAGGGGAAGGUGGAGCCUCACUGUGUUUAAACUACUAUGCAAAAAAAAAACAAAACAAAAAAAACCCACAAAAACAAAAACAACCCCCCCACACACACACACAAAAAAAACUAAACUAAAAGCAGCUUGCCUUAUACCAUUGUGGAAGGAAGCCUCUCUCCUUGACCUCUGGUGUCCCCUGGACCUGGGAGGGAGGCUGAUGUUGGGGCGUCUCUCUCACAGCCUUAAGGGUGAGAAGUAGCGGGGGUGGGUGGUCGGCCCAGCUCACCUGACUGCUUGCUUUCUACGGGACCUCUGUGGGGGUGGGUUUGGGCUGAGGGAGUCUUUUAUUGUCCUGAUGACUUGAUGUUCUCCUUUCCCUCUCCAGCCAACCAUGGGGGGUUUAUAGAACAGUAAUUUCUCUGUGAGAAAGUCUGAAGGGGCCAGGUCUGGGACCCAUUUUGUCCAUUGGUCAGUUCUGGCCCACCACCAUCUUGUUUUUCCGCCAUCCCCAAGUUGCCUGCUGCUUGGCCACUGGCAGAGAAGGGGACAUCUGAAAGGGAAAGGGGAGGGAGGGGGGCUGCCGGUGGGCAGGAGGUGGCUUCAGUAGGAGCCCUAAUAAGGACCUUCCUUGCUCUGCUUAUUCUCAACAUCAUCCAUGUAACCAAACAACGGGGAGUUAACCUGAGCCAGUAUCUCCCCAAAGCUUGAGAGGGUCUCAUGAGCCCAUCCACCGAGUCUCUACUAGGUACUGGUUACUGGCCCAGCAAGCAGGCUUUACUUUAAAAAACUUGUUUUUUGUUGUUCUGAUCCUGGGACUUGGACACAGGCCUUGGGCGCUAUCCCUGAGCUUUUUUGCUUAAGACUAGUGCUCUGCCA